AUGGAGGUGCUUUCCAUCAUCGGCUUCGUGGCUACGGCUACACCAUUGCUCGAACAGCUCGUGGCAAUGGCCGGAACCCUCAUGUCGACGAACAGGGAGGCCGGAUUUGAAAUGCAUGCCAUGUCCGACGAGCUGAAGUCUCUAAUUGGGGUGUUGGAAAGCCUUCAAAAGCAAGAAUUGCCAACCAACCAGAAGGAAGAUUUGAACUUGCUGCUCGCGAGGUGCGCCGGCGUUUUGGAUGACUUGAAAAAGCUCAAGGCGGAAUACUAUGGAAACUCGAUAGCGUGGAUGACCAAAGGAAAGGCAAAGAUUACCUCCCUUCGGAAGCGGUUGGAAAGCUGUACAAAUUCCGCGACCCUGCAACUUCAGGUACACAUGAUGAACAGUCACCCACACCAUUCUCACACUGAAGGAGAAGCCACAGAUACACCGGACGGGACGUAUGUCAGAGAUGUGUGUCCUAGCGACCAUAUCACUCACGCAUCGACCGCCAAGAACACCAUGGUAGGUAAUGGCGAGAAUGACACAGGGUCUGGAGUCAUCCGUACCGCGAGCUCGUCUGCCAGCCAUUCCAGCUGUCUACAGGAGGCGCUGUUUUUCCGCGAGGUGAAGUCAAUCGAUUCGGCCGCGGCCAUCAUCGACAAUUGCCAGGAAAUCGAGAAUGAAUUAGUUGUACUCGAAAAUGACCACGCAACGCUUCUGGCGCAGAACCCAAGCAUGGUCGAUUCCGUGAACGCCGCAGCCAUCGCGCUUCGAGCAGCGCUGGACAAGGUGAAGCCAGUACUCGGGCCUUACACAACGGAAUCGGGUAGAGACACGGCAAAGCGGAUGAUGAAAUCGAUUCGGUGGUCUUUGCAGCAGCAGAGAAUCUUCAGGCGUCACCUGCCAGAGUUGCAUGAGAAAGCCAGGAACGUGGCACAACACAUCUGCAUUUUGGAGAAGUUGGCCGAGGAUGCAAAAUUACUUGCUCGGGCUGCCGCAAUGCAGCGUCAGAAGGAGGAAGAGGACAAGAAUGAGGAGGAAGGCUUUAGACGUCUUACCGCGGCCAUGGGUCACUAA
Messenger RNA from Pochonia chlamydosporia 170, 1059 nucleotides. RefSeq lists its product as hypothetical. The record is from RefSeq and is a predicted model, not a curated record. Bases 1 to 1059 code for a protein of 352 amino acids. Lineage: Eukaryota; Fungi; Ascomycota; Sordariomycetes; Hypocreales; Clavicipitaceae. The transcript is spliced from 2 exons.